This is a messenger RNA of Sclerotinia trifoliorum, 1491 nucleotides long. NCBI's taxonomy places the organism in Eukaryota, Fungi, Ascomycota, Leotiomycetes, Helotiales, Sclerotiniaceae. The record is from the annotation of a GenBank genome assembly.
AGUAUUUUCAACUCCGAGGCCCAUACCACUUUAAACUGUUUUUCUAUCAAAGCUCAAGCGAAAUAACUUGGAUUUUGAAACGAUUCAUGUGUUCUAUGUGUUCGCAAAGAAACAAUAACAAACAUUGAAGAAUUUACAAAGUGCAGCUCUUCGCAUCAACUUGAUCUUUACUACACAUCAACCCAUUCGAACGUUAUCAGCUAAUCCCCAAAUCAAAGCAAUCAUGACUAUUGCAGAGGAAUUCGCAACGCGCAAUUUCAGUAUGUAUUCUUUUCGAGGAGCUUGUAUGACUUUGAUUAAUUUCGAUUCUAGGUAUUUAUGGUCAAUGGUAAGAAAAUGCGACUCUUCCGAGCUCUCCAUCCAUUUCACUCAAGCCAUUACAUCAUGAAGCAUUGUUGAAGAUACAUGUCAAAUAUUAUCUUUGCGGGCACAUUCAGGAUACACUGGAAACUGAGUAGUGGAUAUUUAAGAAUCGUGGAACAAAUCUUCGGAAUCAUGUCUGACGAAAGAAUACAGGACCGGAGUGGUGUGCAUACUUCUAUGUUUCGCCUUGGGCAUUGCGAAUCUCUUCCAUGUGAGCUUGCUCAUCAUCUUCAGUGCGCUAUGCCUGUGAGUCUUGCCUUUGCCUCUCUAUUUGUUGAGAAAAUUAACAACUUCUUCUCAGUGUGAGCUCUUUCCUCAUCAUCUUCAUCGAGAUCCCGUUGCUUCUCCGAAUCUGCCCCACUUCUUCGACAUUCGAUACCUUCAUGCGCCGAUUCACAACUAAUUAUAUGCGCGCCGCUAUCUACAUGGGAAUGGCUAUUAUCCAAUGGCUCAGCAUCAUCAUUGACGCAUCGAGUCUCAUUGCUGCUGCGGUCCUCCUCACUAUCGCAGCUGGUUUUUACGCGUUGGCUGGUCUUAAAGGACAGGGAUUUGUGGGAAGCAAAACACUUGGAGGUCAAGGCGUCGCGCAAAUGAUUCUAUAAAUUCGGAACGUUCCGAGAUAAACUGCGUAGGACAGUGGUGCAAUUCGAAGCGCAGCGCGCAGCUUGGUUCAUGGAGAUGGAGAAUAAAGAGCAACUUUCUAGUUGAUUUAGGAAUGAGAAAAUGAGAGAGCAUGUGGGAUUGGUGCAAGGCGUCAAGGAUUAGCAGCACAUUAACUUUGGCUGUGUGUGUGUGCUUUCAUGGUUGAUUCCUUCAGCCGAGAAAAGCCUGGAGUUUCUUGCGGCCUCAAACUUCUUUUUCUUGCGGGUGUACUUUUAUACCUUUCAUUCCGUUUCAAAGCAAACCAUAUCAGUGCAUCUGGAUGGAUUCCUGUUCUUAUAUGUUGAUUUUUUUCGAAUGGAGUUGAUGGGGAGAAGAUAAUUAGGUACGGGAUUCAAUGGAAAAUGAGUUAUGGGGCUUUUUACAGCUUAUGUUACAUGGAGAGUAUGAUGACUGGAAGAGUUUGUGAGAGCGAAUGUGAAAUUGGUUUUAUGAAUUACGCAUUGGCAGUGGUGUGAGAACAUUGAA